Molecule: messenger RNA, 467 nt
Organism: Meloidogyne enterolobii
Lineage: Eukaryota; Metazoa; Nematoda; Chromadorea; Rhabditida; Meloidogynidae
Source: the annotation of a GenBank genome assembly
AUUUUCAUCUAACAAGUUCAAGCUCGUAUAAAAGCAGAAAACGAACAAAAUUCCUCACAGUUCGCUGUACUCAACUUUUGCUGCUUAAAAUUUUAACUAUCAACAACAACGACCAAACAUGUCCGGACGUGGUAAAGGCGGAAAAGGUCUUGGAAAGGGAGGCGCUAAGCGUCACCGAAAAGUUUUGCGUGAUAACAUCCAAGGAAUCACAAAGCCGGCAAUCCGUCGAUUGGCACGUCGUGGUGGAGUGAAACGUAUUUCCGGGCUCAUUUACGAGGAGACUCGAGGUGUUCUGAAGGUCUUCCUUGAAAAUGUGAUCCGCGACGCAGUAACUUACUGCGAACACGCCAAACGAAAGACGGUCACAGCCAUGGACGUCGUCUAUGCGUUGAAGCGCCAAGGACGUACUCUUUACGGAUUUGGUGGCUAAAGAACAAUUGGUGGAAGGCAGCUGAACUGCAACAACA